Messenger RNA from Microthlaspi erraticum, 801 nucleotides. NCBI's taxonomy places the organism in Eukaryota, Viridiplantae, Streptophyta, Magnoliopsida, Brassicales, Brassicaceae. The record is from the annotation of a GenBank genome assembly.
AUGGCUAAUUUUGUACCAUGUAAGAAAACCACUGAUGCGUUACAAGUUGCAGGCCUCUUUUUCCGAGAGAUUUACCGUUUACACGGCCUUCCUAUAUCCAUUGUUCCGGAUAGAGAUUCGAGAUUCUUGGGCCAUUUUUGGCGUUCGUUGUGGAGAUUAUUGAAGACUUCUUUGGACAUGAGUUCUGCUUAUCAUCCCCAAACGGAUGGGCAAACGGAGGUCACUUAUCGUGCAUUGAGAGAUUUACUUCGCAGCUUGGUUGGUGAUAACAUACGAACAUGGGAUAAAGUGAUUUGCCAAGCCAAGUUUGCUCAUAUUCAUGUUGUGAAUCGUAGUACUGGGUUGAGGCCUUUUCAAGUGAUCUAUGGAGUGCCGCCUCAUGCUCCUGUUGACUUAUCUAUGCCACCGGAUAAGAAUCGAUUUCAUGCUCGUGCUUGUGACACAGUCGAAGAGUUCACCGCAUUACAUCAUCGGGUCAAAGCAAAUUUGGAGAAAGCUGUAGAAAAGUAUAAAGCAGCAGUGGAUGUUCAUCGCCGAGAGGUCCAACUUAAUGUCGGAGAUCUAGUUUGGGCUGUUUUGACAAAAGAUCGUUUUCCACAGGGUCAAUACAACAAGCUUAAACCUCGUAAGGUUGGUCCCCUUGAGAUUCUCGAGAAGAUUAAUAGCAACGCUUAUCGUCUCCGUCUUCCUCCUCACAUGCAUACGGCGGAUGUCUUUAAUGUCAAACAUUUGCUUCCUUAUCUACCUGAAGACGACAUGGCGAAUUCGGACUCGAAUUAUUCAUCACCCCGGGCGACCUGA